Molecule: messenger RNA, 15576 nt
Organism: Gallus gallus (chicken)
Lineage: Eukaryota; Metazoa; Chordata; Aves; Galliformes; Phasianidae
Gene: GAN
Product: gigaxonin
Exons: 11
Coding region: 1341-2888 (515 amino acids)
Biological process (GO): cytoskeleton organization
Molecular function (GO): protein binding
Source: RefSeq, a predicted model, not a curated record
AUGCAGAAAGAUCAGCCUGGAUGGCAGGAAAAUGUUGCAGAUAGAACUCUUCACACAGAGGGUGGUGACGCACUGAACAGGUUGCCCAAGGAGGCUGUGGGUGCCCCAUCCCUGGAGGCGUUCAAGGCCAGGCUGGAUGUGGCUCUAGGCAACCUGGUCUGGUGAUUGGUGACGCUGCACAUAGCAGGGAGGUUGAAAAUAGGUGAUCUUUGAGGUCCUUUUCAACUCAGGCCAUUCUAUGAUAGAAGGGCAGGCCCGUGAGAAAGAAUUGGCCAAUGUAAUGGUGAAGUUAAGCAGGGCUUGGUUAGAUUUAACCCAGUAAGCUUGUAGUGUGAAGACUCAGCCAGCGUAAGGAAGAGACAAAAUGUUUGCUGACAUUGUUUGCACCGAAACCAGAAUUUGAAAGUUUUUUCCUUACUGUUGAGGAACAGUGAUAUACUGAACUUGGCAUUUUUGGUGCUCUCUGGUGUCCCAUGGCCAUCUCUUUCUGGCCUGGGAUGCAGCUGUGUGUUUUGGGUUUGCUGCAAGUCUUUGCCAGAAAUUCUUGUUAAGGAUGCAGCUCCAUUUGAAAAUGCCUUCUUGAGAAGGUCACAGCACUAGUGCAGAUAAAGGAUGUGUCAGCAGAAACAGAUUUUAUUGUGCCUUGAUUUGGAAGGAUGGCCUUGUUACUUCAGUGCUGAAAUAGAGUAGUGUCCAUUGGCAGAGGCUGUGCAGUGUAGGCUGGCCCUUGUGGUUAAUCUGGAGCUAAAUCAGUAAUUUGGAAAGGCAGCUUCUUUCAAAAAGAGGAGCAUUUCCCUCUUGCCUCCUGGGAUCUGGCUUCUCACAGCUGUGUAAGCAGCUCUGCAGAGCUGCGUUGUUAGCAGUGCGGUGAUGUCCAAGUAGGCAAAAGUUUUGUUUGGUUUUAACCUCUUAUUGCAAAGCACCAAAACCAAAGCAACUGCUUUGUUUCCCAAUUUCCGAUUGUUCUUCACUACAAAUAUCUUAAACCUACUUGAGUAACUGCAGUCUGGAGUUCUCUGUGGAGGCUGCAUUGCUCUCAUUUACCUUGUUUGUGUUAUUGCUCACAUCUCAAGAAGUGUUGGGAUGUUUUUCCUCAUUGUGCGUUAUGCAGUGACAUCUGAGAUGACUCAUUGGGAUUGUGCUCCUGAAGUGACGUGGAAAAGCAGAUUCUAAAUUUGUCUAUGACAGACAUACAACAUCAAGCACAGCACAGUGGCGCUUGUUUGUAUGCAUGGAGUCAAGCUGUUCAAAGCUGAAUUAGAACGAAGUUGAAUUAUAAUCCUCCAAAGGAUGAUGGCUCAACGUACAAGAUUGAACUUGAAGGGAUAUCUGUUGAUAUCAUGAAAGAGAUACUAGAUUACAUCUUCAGUGGGCAGAUCAGGCUAAAUGAAGAAACUAUCCAAGAUGUGGUACAGGCAGCUGAUCUCCUGCUGCUUACAGACUUAAAAACUCUCUGCUGUGAGUUUUUAGAAGGUUGCAUAGCUGCUGAGAACUGUAUUGGUAUUCGGGACUUUGCACUGCACUAUUGUUUGCAUCAUGUUCACUACCUUGCCUCAGAGUAUCUGGAAACUCAUUUUCGAGAUGUCAGCAGCACAGAGGAAUUCUUGGAACUGACUCCUCAAAAACUGAAAGAAGUGCUGUCGAUGGAAAAGCUCAAUGUUGGAAAUGAAAGAUACGUCUUUGAAGCAGUGAUUAGGUGGAUUUCUCAUGAUUCAGAAUCGAGAAAGGUUCACAUGAAGGAUGUCAUGUCAGCAGUGUGGGUUUCAGGCUUAGAUGCGGCGUAUUUACGUGAGCAGAUGAUGAGCGAACCGCUGGUACGGGAGAUUGUUAAAGAGUGCAACAAUAUCCCACUCACACCACCUCAGCAGGGAGAGGCCAUGCUGGCCUCCUUCAAGCCCCGUGGCUACUCGGAGUGCAUCGUGACUGUCGGUGGAGAAGAAAGAGUAUCCCGGAAACCAACCUCAGUGAUGCGGUGUAUGUGUCCUCUUUAUGAUCCCAAUAGACAGCUCUGGAUUGAACUUGCUCCUAUGAGUAUUCCAAGGAUCAAUCAUGGAGUAUUGUCAGCAGAAGGAUUUUUAUUUGUGCUCGGUGGUCAGGAUGAAAACAAGGGAACGCUGAGCUCUGGAGAGAAAUACGACCCAGACACCAAUUCCUGGAGUUCCUUGCCACCAAUGAAUGAGGCACGACAUAAUUUUGGUGUGGUGGAGAUUGAUGGAAUUCUGUAUAUUCUGGGAGGUGAGGAUGGUGAAAGGGAACUAAUCUCUAUGGAGACUUAUGAUAUUUAUAACCGUACCUGGACCAAGCAGCCAGACUUGACCAUGGUUAGAAAGAUUGGCUGCUAUGCAGCUAUGAAGAAGAAAAUCUAUGCAAUGGGUGGAGGCUCCUAUGGAAAGCUCUUUGAGUCUGUUGAGUGUUACGACCCCAGGACUCAACAGUGGACGGCCAUCUGUCCUCUGAAAGAGAGAAGGUUCGGGGCAGUGGCCUGUGGAGUUGCCUCUGAGCUUUAUGUGUUUGGUGGGGUCAGGAGUCGUGAUGACAGCCAAGCCAGCGAGAUGGUGACGUGUAAAUCUGAAUUCUAUCAUGAUGAAUUUAAAAGGUGGAUUUAUCUAAAUGACCAGAAUCUAUGUAUCCCAACUAGCUCUUCUUUUGUGUAUGGAGCUGUGCCUAUUGGAGCCAGCAUUUACGUGAUUGGAGAUCUUGAUACAGGUACGAAUUACGACUACGUUAGAGAAUUUAAGAGAAGCACGGGGACGUGGCAGCGCACCAAGCCGCUGUUCCCGUCGGACCUCCGCCGUACUGGCUGUGCAGCCUUGCGGAUUGCAAACUGCAAGCUCUUUCGACUGCAGCUCCAGCAGGGGUUAUUCCGCAUCCGCGUACCUUCCCCGUGAUCCGCGUGCUGACACUGGAGGAGACUGGAAGAGUUCUGCGCAGUCCACCAUAUGUAGCUCUAUAUAAAGGAAAAGCUGAGAAAUUACAACUGAAACUUACACUGUAUGCUGUGCUUUGGUAUGGUAACUGUUUUUGUUUUAAAUGCUUAAAAAGCUUGAGUCUCAGUUCUUGUUUUGGGAACAAAUAACUUACGUAAACAUUAAAAAGAAGAGGGGGAAAACGAGGGGGGAUCGAGGAAACACCUUCAGUCGUAACCAUUUGGACUUUACAGUGUGUUAUUGAAGGAGAUCUGCUGUGUCUGGAACUGGUGGGAACUGGUAUUCCUUUGGUGAAGUUUAUUGGAAAGCGAGGAGGAUUUAAGGUGCGUUUCCCUUGGGGGGGAACCGAUAAGAAUAAAUGCGCUAUCUUGGACCGGAUAGCUCUAAUAUGCAGAAGCUAUAUGAAAACCAACCUCCCUGGUGUGCUGCAGAGACUGCUGCUUGACUGUGAUGCCGCAGGAGGCGUUGGUUGUUGCACCUUUCACUUCUAGUCCUUCCUUAAAGCUAAGGUCUGUGCCUAAAAAUGGUGGUGGUGUGUACAUAUGUUUUUCAUUCAUUUGCAAUGUUUUCAUUCCUAAAAAUAUUUUUAAUAUAUUUAAAAUGGACUAAUCUAAAAUGGAUGCAGUAUACUACAGAGAAGUAAACUGUGGUUUUUUUUUAUGCUGGCAUUUGGAUAGCCUGAUGAACUGGUAUAUAGGUGGGCGGCAUGUGUUUCUGCAUGGGGUUUUGGAGGCCGUUCCCUUGCAAUAAGAGGAAAUGGUUUUUGGAACGGUUUGUGAUGAGUGCUGCUCUUGGUAAAAGACAACAAAACUUGAGAAGUUAAAGAGAAUAGGCUGUGUUCCUUCUUACUUCAAGGCGCUUGAGAACUAGGAGGAUGUUGGGUUUUUUGUUUGUUUUUAAGACUGAGGAUUAUAGAAACACUUUAUCUCUGGAGCAAAAGUGAAAUAUGAGAAGAAAACAUUUGUUUCACAGAAAUCAGACUUUGGGAUUAUCGCUUGCAGGAGAUUCAUAUGGCUAUUUUAAAUUGGGAUCAAGAGUUGGUUUGCUAAUGAUUUCCAUGCUAGGGCACAGAGUCUUGUUCACUGCUGCUUGACUUUGGAAGCUGGGCUUUAUGGUGUGGUUAUAGUGAGGAAUUCAGUAUCUUGCAUUUUAUUUCCUAUUGAGUUGUGUUCAUGUCAGUAGCAAUGUUCGACUGACUUCUGUUCUUGGUAAAGGUGGGCUGGUAGGACACUUUACCUCACUUCUUGAAGUCACUGUUGUUUGUGAUGGGUGGGAUGUAACCUAUGGUUAUUUUAAAAGUUAUCUAAAAGGAAUAAAAUGAGAGAGGUAGAAAUAGAAAUGAGGCCUCCUGCCCUUCAAAAAAAAGAGAUUUUGUAUAACCAGUAUUAUAACUAAGUACAGUACUUCUCACGCUGCAACUUCAUGGACCUCAGACAAGCCAAUCUCUGCCCUCGGUUGUGUUAGCAGCCACCUUCGUCACUGUCACUGAAUCUUCUUAGAUCUGCUGAAAUACAAUCCUGAACUCAGACAGGAGUUAUAUUCAACAAAAUAUUCCUUGAAGAGGCGUUCUGAAACUUGCUUUUGCUCAGUCCUUCCAUAGUGCUGAUGUGUAGUGGGAAUUACUCCGAUUCUGAGAAAAAGAGUGGGGGGGGAAAAAAAGGCAAAAAAGGCAACAAAAGAGGGCAGCAGUCAAUCUGUUGGCCAUUAUUUAUUUAUUUUUGUUUUUUACAAUGCUGAAGUGCUGCAAAACUUGAACUAUAGACAUCAAUUUUCUGACCUCUAUUAGUUGGCAUACUGAAAAGUUUAUAUAUUUAUGCAUUGCGGUGAACUUGAUAUGUGUGUAUAUAUAUAUAUGUCUUUAGGUUAUAAAUUUAUAUAUAGUGCUUUACUACAGAAAUGUGAACCACUAUUUCCAUCUUCAGCCAUCUUGUGAAAUGAAUCAAGUGCUGUUGGCUUAUCUAUAAAACCUCCCCUUUUCAAGAAUUUCAUGUUAAUUUUGUUUCUUAGACAAAGUGCUGAGAUCCUGUAUUCAAAAGUGAUGAGAUUGAAUGCUUCUAAGGAUCUGAACUUAGUUUUCUAAGUGCUUAGAAAACUCUCAGAAACCAUAUGUAGACUGUUGCAGGCUGCUAUCUCCUGAGUCCCUGUAGCUCCCCAGUACACUUGAAGGCAUUUGGUGUCCAGAAGGCCUAAGUAGUAAAUGCACAUAGUAAAUCCAAAUCAUAUAUACAUUAGCAGUGUUUUGCAGUUAAAGUUCCUGAACGAAUGUUUACAGUUAAAGUAGGACUAACAGUAGGUAUUCUUUUUUUUUUUUUUAAGGGUAAAUAAAGCAAACAGUUCUGCUCUAACUGAAUUGUAUUGCAAAUGUGCUCAGUUAGAUUUGACCAAGAAGCUUAAAUCUCUUCACCUGAAGCAGUUAACAACUUUAUUUCCUAGCAUGUGGCUGGAGGUCAGGGACCAACCCUCUGCCAACUCCUGCACCUUGAGUUUCAGGUACGUACUCAAGGCAAAAAUGUAGGUGCUCCUGAGAUCUCAAAACUGUCUUUGGCCUUGCCUGAAGAUGUUUGCACUGUGGUUUUGUGUUACGUUACUGAGCAGCUCCUGGAGAGCUGCUGGGCGCAGGGUUUGGCACAUAGGAAGGUGGGAGGUGUCAGUUGGGGUCUGUCUGCGUGCUCAAUGAUCAGUGCCUCUCUGGGAAUGUGAAAUUCCACCCCAGGCUGGAGCUGGGCCUGGAAGACAAGGCCCUGCUUUCCCAAAGAGAGCUCUGCUGUACUGCUGAUGGUGUGCGAGAUGGAUGGUUGGUCUUGGUGCAUGGUGGAAGAGACGGUUGGCUUGAUAGGGAGGAUUUGGUUCCAGAGGUACUGAGUGGAAGGCACUGACCAUCUUCCUGAGCCCUAGGGUUGAACUGGAUUCACUGGUAGGUGCUGCCACCCAGCUCCCUGUGCUGCCCUGGCACCUGCCUCCCGUGCACGGGAUGGCCAAACCAUGCCUGAAGCAGCUCCUGCAUUUUCUCAGAUUGCAAUCCAGGAGUUCUCAAAUGAUUUGGCAGUUUAGUAACUAUUUAAGUUGUCCUUGCUUGGCAUGGUGCUCUUGAUAGCCAGUCUAGCUCAAUUCCUUCCAGCUUGAAUCGGCCUUCACAAAUCCAGCCAGUUCCCCCACAGGUAACUUGUUGAGCCAUCCUUUCAGUGAGCUGCCUGUGCCCUGUGUUGCUUUCCGGGGAUCAGAGCAGCAGGCAGCUGUCGUGUCCAGGUUCUUGGGGCCAGGAUUUGCGUCCCAGAAGUGCCACUGACACAUCAGUGUCUGGUGCUCAUCAGAAAGCCACCAGUUAAUGGAGUGGAGGCUGUGGAAGAUGGGAAUCAUGGUGAUGUUUUUUUUUUCCCCCUCACUCCAACUCCUACCACCGUUUCCCCCCCCGUGGAGUCCUGUGUGGACUGCUCUCCAGGGGGGCCAGCCCUGGGGUUCCAACUCCCAUCCUCUUCCUAAGCUGAAAAAGGGACAUCCCGUGCAGGGCCUCGUGUUCAGUGGUACUGCAGCAAGGUCUGCACGUCUUUAGAUAAUUCAUCAGCUAUUCCUCAAGUUCUCAUUUUUGUGGAAGUGCUGCAUCAACAAGACUAUUCGGGUCAAGUGGCUUUCGGUAGCUUUGACAGUGCCUCGUCUUUAAAUUAAACUCAAAUUAACGUGAGAUUACACGAUAGGCAAACUUACCAAGCCAGCUCAAUGGUGAGUGCAGGCAGGCUUGCAUCUCUUUUGUGUUUGACAGCACAAGAUUGCGUGUCACAGCGUCUGCCUUCUGAGUCAGACUUCUUGCCGAAGGUACAAGUGUUUCCAUCAGAGCUCCCAAGUGCCUGGCUUUCUUACCAACUCUCCUUCCAGAGAACAUCAGGCAGCUUAAUUAAUUUUUUUCGUGCAGUAUUUUUUGUGCCUGCAUGACUUGAGAAAUGCAGAAGAACAAAAAGCAAGGGGUUUAGGGAGUGUUUUCCCUGCUUUGGCUGCAGCGUCUCUGGUGAGCUCAGUAACUGCAGUGUCUGUACUGCCUGCCUGGGUUUUGGUGAUGCACAUUUGCCAUGCCAAGCGCAGGAUGCAAUAACAAACAGUAGUUGUUAUAAGUGCCAAUCUUCUGUUUCCUCUGUAUAUAGCAGUAAUUCAACUCUUCUGUUAUAUAUGGAGGUGCUGAAAACUCACUGUGCUCCACAAAAGAGUAGCGAUUCUUUGUUUUUUUUUGUUUGUUCAAUGAAUGUUACUCAAAACACUGUAAAUCUUUAUUUUUUUUAAUACUGUUCUUCGGUUUUGUGUUACUCCUCACAGCUGCCUUCAGCCAUCACUCCGUGUGGUGCACGCGGACACUGCUCUCUAUUAGAGCUCUGGUGCCAUGCAAGCGUAUAAGAAAUGGCAGCUGACAAUAGGUGAUAAUAUUUAAAAUUACGAAUACUUGGAUUAAGUACAAUUCAGUUGAAUUAAGGUUAUCUGCAGGAGGAAGGUUGUCUCUGAGGCGAUGUGGAUAUGGCCAAGGACACAACACGGCCGUACUUAAGAUUUUAACUAAGGAGUGAUUUUUUUGCUGCUCAGUGAUGCUUUCAAAGGACUUUUAUUUGGUGUAGGGUAUGGAUCCUUCCUGUAAUAAGCAUCAGGGUUUUGGGGUUUGUGUUCUCUUUACUCCUUGGAGUAAUUAAACAGCUUUUUCAGAGCAUGAUGUUAAUUAUGUGCGUACUUUUUUGAGGCAGAGGCUACUUAUUCUGUGUUCACUUGGAGUACUUUCCUGUUGAGGACUGAGCUGGGCUGUGCUGCAGUCACUGGUACUGUAGCCUUUUGAUACUUGCCAUCUGCUGUUCUGGUUUGGAGCUGGGCCACGUGGGUCUGCUUUUCUGUGGCGCAUUGCUUUGGGGAGAAAAGGAAGGAGAGUUGUGUGAAGGUGGAGAAGCUGGGCCAAUAGAGCUGACUGGGAGAUAUCAGUGUAAAGCCAGUAAGACGUGGGUGAAGCACUGCUGUGAAGAUGACAUCUAUGUGCUCUGAAUGUUACUGAUAGGUCAUCUUGUGGUUUGGUUCUCUCUCUUUUAUGUUCAUAUUCCAAUGGGAGGGAUUGCAACCAGGCUUUAAAGCAGCAACUCCAGUCAGCUUUGUCCUGUGGGACGCUGCAGCCUGACUGUUGCUGUGCUCCAGUAACCGGUUCUCUGGAUUCCUCAUUAGCAGGUAACCUGAAACAAUGCAUUAAAACCAUUCUAAGUGCCUAAUGAAUUAGAUGAACAUCUGCUAGAAGGUAUUAAUGGUAAUGGGGGGCAUUAAACAAUAACCUGCUACCAACAGCCGAUUAUGCUGUAGUGAUACAGGAUCUUAAAAGAUAUUUUGGAAUAGCUUAUCCUGGGUAGCUGCUCAGUCGUUGCAGAAAUCAUCAUCUGUGUGUCAGACUUGUUUAGGAGAAGCGUUUGAAGGUUAUUGGAAAUAAUGUCUUGGAAAAUGAGCUGGAAGACUGGAGCUUCUCAGUGCAGGCAGUUAAACCUCGCUGCCCACUAUUUGUGCAGGGUUUGCUGUGGCUGAUGCACAGCUGCCCCAGCACAUCAGUCAAUGAGCGCGCUCAAUGCAUUGCCUACCUGUGCCCUUGAAUUUUUGUAAUGAAAUGGGACUGUACUGAACGCCUGUAAAAGCGGAUGGAUUUGAUUACAGUGAUAGGAUAGACAGAAGCAUCCCUGCUGUAAGUAACAUCUACUAUGUUACUGAUAAAACACAAAUAUGUAACUUUCAAUGCUCGGUGCUUCUGAAUCACCACGCAUUGCCCUUGGUUUUUCUUUGCCUUUCUUUCUCCUUGUCUUUUCAAUUGAUGCAGAGAUGUCCUCUGGUUUUGUCAUGGCGACUUUCUUCUAUCUGUGCUCCUAUCCCAGACACAACCUGAGGGAUGUCGUGAAGGUGGGCUGUUCUGUGGGCUGCCUUUACAGGCAUCAUUCCUGCCUCUCUGACUUGUGUCAGUGUGCUGCCCCCUGCGUGCAUUUCAGAACAGGAAACAAAAACACUGUGGAACAAAAUUGCACUUGAUUAAAAGGCAAGAGCCGCUUUGGGAAGCCUAUGUUUUAGCAUGGGAUAGGCAGUAUGUUGUAAAGACUUAACACUGUGACUCUUCUUGAAUUUCUCAGCCUAAUGAUCUCACGUGCUACAGCUUCAGCCUGGCAGCAAUUAAUUCAAUUAAUUUGUGUAUGAAAGUGGGAAAGCAUUAUCACCUGUCAUGUGUUUCACCAUUUCUUAAAAGCACAGUCUGUUUCCAUCUUGGAAUAAGCGAAAUGGUGCACCAGAGGGUAUGGCAAGGUUGUGUUGAACGGAUGUUCCCUGAAGCUAUGUGGACGUUCUGUUCUGAUAGGAAGCUGAAGGGUAGCCCCACAAGUGGUGCUUUCUCAAACUCUUUGAGAACUGGUCUUAAAUUACCCCAAAAUCACUCUCCAGGAUUGCUCGCAGUGGCUGAGAUCUGUUCUAGCUUUUGUUUGCGUGGGCCAACAGCUGCUAACCUAAUUUUGAGUGUUUCUCCCCCUCUCUGGCUUCCCAAACCUGAUGUUUUGCUUCUCGCAAUUGAAGCUUUCUGUCUUUAAAGGUUGGAGGUGACAUUUUGCAGUUUCUGAUAUCCUGUCAGUACCUCAGGUUAGUGGAUUCAAACAGCGAGCUGUGUUCUUGUGGACAUCCAGGGGUAGUGUUAAUGCUGCCUGGUAGGCGGUGAGGAAAAUGGUGAUGCCCAUUGCUGCCUCUGUUGUUGGGAAGCAGGGCUGGGCUGUGGCAGCCCUGGUGCCUGAGAGGCUGUCUGAGAGUCAGCCCAGCCAAAGCCUUGACCCAAAACACAUGGCUUCCUGUGCGUGCCCUGCAGCGCAGUACUGCUCUCUGGCCUUGGUUGUUUUGUCUUUUGGUCUUGCUAGCAUGGCUUUGAUUUCACCCUUGUCCCAGAUUUCCAUCUGAAUCCAGUGCUUUUGCUGAUGAUCACUCAAAUGCUUCUGUUGGUCAGAGAAGGUCCGCACAAACUCAGUGUUGCUGUGCUGCUUUUUGCACGUCUUGGUGUCCUUUGAUGACUGUGCUCAGUGUUUGUGGGGAGAGUGCCAAACAGAGGAUAAAAUGACUUCUCAUCAACUGGUGCUGCCUGCAGGUUAAACAUCACCUGAGCUGCUGUGAGCAAUCCCUGCUGUGGAACACGUGGAACACGUGCAUCACACCCUGCCUGCUCUGUUCUUUCGGGCUGACUUUUGCCUUUGGUCCAUGGGGGGAAGCCCCUGUUCCCAGCUACCUCAUUUUUUUUCCCUGCACUUUGUCAUAUCCUUUUUUUUUCUUACAUUGCGUUUUGUCCUUCAGUGAAAACCUGGAACCAAACAUGAAGCAGGGCAGAGUGAUGCCGUUGUCCAAGGACAGUUUACUUUAAUUUCAUUUUAAAUGCAUGCUUCUGUAACGAAAAGACCAAGGUUGACCUGCAGCUGCUGUAAAAGUAAAUAAAAAUUAUAUGACUUGAAAGUAAGUAUUAUACUUGUAAAUGAGAGAAGCAACUGAAAGACUGACCCGGUGGUUUUUAUAAAGAGAAAACACAAAAAUAGAGAUGUCAGCUUUUUUUAAAGACGGGUUUUUGCUCUGCCUCAGUUCUGUGCUGGUUUGCCUCUCAGCUGGAGCCUCUAUUUCCUAUCGGAGAUUCACGCAUCGUUCUCUAAUGUCACAUGUGGGCUUACGUGGAGUUUCCCAUUUACUGAUCUGCAGAGAACUGCCCAAAUGAACGCUGAGCUGCCAUACCCCAUAUUGUAUUUUUGUCCGUUUCUUUGGGACCUUCAAGUAUGCAGGUUUUUGCUUAGCUUGAAGAAUUUUCAGGGAAAAAAAAGCUUUCCCAGCCCCCCUUUUUGCCUCUGUUUUGACACAUUUUUGAAUUCGUUAUGCUGUGCUCCAUAGAGCAACAAUGUAAGCUGAUUUCAGCUUUUGUUUGUGCUAUCAUUUUUUGUGUGUAUUCAGUACUUUCUUAACAAAUCUGUUUUCAUAAAGACAGCUUCCUAACUGUAAAAAGGCCUUAUUAAUACAAGAUUUAAUGGUAAAGUGCUGCCUUCCUUUUCUUUUCUUUCUGUCAAGGCAGAAGGAAGAAAUGCUUCCCAGGAACUCUUCCUGUAAGAACGUUACGUGGCAGCUCAUCCUAACACUGAGUUGAAUGUACCAAGUAUUGUACUGGGCACACACAAAUAGGCUAAAAGAAGGGGCUGUUUGUGCCUCUGACGACUGUACCAAUUAGAAGGCUCUGGAAUUAGCAGCUGUUGGCAUUGUGGUGGCUGUUCAGUAAAUUACAGAAUCACCAAGGUUAGAAAAGACCUUCAAGAUGACCCAGACCAACCAACCACCAAUAUUUCCCCACUAACCCAUGUCUCUUAGUAGCACAUCUGAACGUUUCUUGGACACAAGUAUGAUUUUUUUGGGCUGGAUCCCAGGACCUGGCUGCGUGCUGCUCUGUUUGGGGCACGCUGACUCAUGUAGCCGUGGGUGUUUGGGCCAGGCCUGAGUGUCAGGGUUUGGAUGUGAACCCUGCAGGCUGGAUGGGGUGUCCACGCUCCCCCCGUGUCACGGGAAGAUGUAAAGGCUUUUGGGGCUGUGUGUUAGCAGAGACCCAAUGAGUUGUCUGAGUGUACUGAAAUCUGAAAGCUUGGGGGCUCUGGAACCAUUUCUGCAGGGUGGAUAAGUACAGAUGUCAAUAGCCCAGGAACGCCUGGCUCCCUGGUUUUUUUUUUCCUUUUUUUUUUAAUUAAGUAAACAGAAAUGUGUAAUUGCUUCCCUCUUUGUAUUCUUAGCAUUUAAUGGCCUGAAGCAGGAGCCUUGAUGGUUUGAGAUGUUUCUUUUGAAGGCAAAAUUAAAACAAAGUAGCAUUAUUCAGAUUAGUGCUCUGCCUUCAGUGUUUUGCCUCUGUCGGUCGCUUUGAGUAGCAGGAACCCUGCAGGACUGGGCUAACAAAUUAAAAUACGCAGGUGAAUGCUGACUAAUGUAUUUAGUACAGUUUUGUAGUGUAAGAAUAGUUUUAUUCUAGCAUAGGAGAAUGAAAUAACCGUCUUGAUUAACAACUAAUGAUAGCUGUAUCCCAUGGGUCAGGCAAUAGGAGGAUGCUGGGAUGUAAUGCCGUUCCAAGCACGUUGCUGCUGCUCGUAGAGGCUCAGCCUGCUGUCAGAUCUGAGAUAUCAGCGACUCUCGGGCUCUUGUCAGAGUUUACACUCGCCUUUUCUACAAAAAUGUCAGUGUGUUGUGGUAGAAACUCUCCCUUUUGUUGUUUGCCAUUGCUGGCGUGCAGCGGGACGGCUCGGUUUAUCGCCAUCAUCCAGCUGUCACACUUUGACUUCUGUACAAUAGAUGCUUACUAUUACAGGCUUUCUAUAUGCAUGUUUUCUGUGUGUCUUUCUGUCCUGUGUGGGAACUGAGCUUUUGCUUUUGUUUUUCUUUUUACGUGCCUAUCCCCAAAUCUUUGUGUUACCUCAAGAACGAACCCAUUAAUGAGGGCCAGGCCUUGGGAUGCUCUGACCUGAGCAUGUAGUGUCUCUUCUGCAAAAAAGUGGGGAAAAAUGAGAAGUGCUCUUUGGCUUCAGUCAAACUAUGCAACAUAGAGCACCAGAGAGCAGGAUUCCUUAUGGUACAGAAGAAGCACGGCUCUUGUGUCCUUCCUAAUCCAGUCCUUGGUCCAAGGUUAGAAGAGCUUGUACUAAAUGGCUGCCCAAGAAUCCUUUGUCACAGUCAACUACGUUCACUGGUUUUCCUCCUCCCCUGCCUCUCUCUGUCUGGUUUGUUGGAUGUUCUGUGUCUGAACGAUGUGGUGUCAAAGUGUACCCCCUGUCAGUCUCGUGUUGUUGGCAGUUAGAGCUUGUCUUGUAAGUCCACCAGUGCAGCUUACCCCUGGGUCAGCUCGGCCACUUCACAAUGUCUGCACCUCUUUGCUGUAGGAUUUUUGGUGUGCUGUACCCCUCCAGGUAGGUCUGACUUGCUCAUGUCCCCACGUUGUCCUGUUGUGGCUCUGGUGCUUAUAGUGACAAAUACCUGUCGUGUCUCAAAUCCACUUUAAGUUUUUGUUUCCACUGCUUGUGCAUGCGUGCGUGCAUUUGAUUUUGCUGCUUCCAUCACCGUUCAGGGAUAAAUGCCCACAUGGUCAGGACUGCUGAAAAUUCUUUGUUCUCCCAUUGCAUCCAUUUUCCAGUGAAGAUUGUUCCUUGUGUUCCUCUUCUUGCCCCUGUGAAAUCAGUAUGCUGUUCCCCCAGUUCUGCCUCCCAUGAGUCACUCCUCUCUCGGUUGGUUCUGUCUUCCCACCUCUACACUCCCCCUUCUGAGUAGUUCACUUACACUUGUCGUUUACUCACCCCGCAGUGUACCUCGUACCACUUCUUCCUAACUCCACUUACUGUUUUGUCUCUCUUUGAUUCAGGUUAACCUUUAUUUCUUUCCCUAAUUUCCAUCUCUUCCAUAACAUGGGAGAGAAACGGCAAAUCUCCCUUCAGGCAUCUGUGUAUGUUCCCUCCCCGGCACAUAUGGUGUGAGGGGGCCGGACUUCUCCAUCCCUGACCCCGGGCUCUCCAUAGCACUAGGGAGUACCAAGUCUGAAGGUGGUGUUUUAUUUCUUUGGGUAACUGAGAAUACGUGGAGAUUUUCUUCUUCGGAAGUAGCCAAUGCCAUGAGCAGUUGGUCUGCGAGAAGUCUGUUAUGCUUCCAUACUCAGUAUUCUUAAUUGAGAAACAAAUUAUUUAUUUUGGGGAAAAAAAAAAAUGUAAAUUUUUUUGUAUUUGUAUGUCAAAGUGGCCUUUAUAGGAAAAGCACAUAAAAUAUUUAGAUUAAAAUUGCUUAGUUGUGUAAUUUUAGUGGGGAUUUUUAUAUUGACAGGGUUUCUAUGCAUUUUUCAAAAUCUAUUUGCUGUUCUGUGUUAAAAUUAUUGGAAAUAUUUUUAAAACGUGUAUUACCACAUUUUCCAUGGUUGAUUCCUUCGCAGCCAUUCCUUUUGAAUACUGCAGAAAUCUUAAUUAACCCUGUAAAUUAAUUUUUGCCCCAUAACUAUUUGCAUUAAGUCAAUGUAAGGAGUUACAGCAUGAGUAUGUAGCUGUAAGGGAACGAUCCCAGUAAUGUAGCUUAAUUAUGGAGAGACUUAUUUGAGAAGGGCAGUACGCAGUGUUUCAAUUGCACUUAAAAGACCAAGUUAGCAAAUCGAGUUCUUGCUGUACCUCACUCAUUCUUUUUUCAUCGUUAUUAUUUUUCCAUCCUAUAGUGUUUACACAGGCGUUAUUAAAUAUGUGCUAUUUUAUGCAGUAUGCAAUUCUCCUUCAUUUUGUUGGGAUAAAACUGAUGUUAAUAGAUAGGACUGAGUUCUGAAUGUGUAUGUACCUGAUGGAUGUGGUGUGAGCUCGGGGGAGGGAGGAGACAAAAGUAGAUCCAUCAGUAUGUUUGUUCCAUUUAACCACGUACACAUUUUCAUUGAAAUAAUUAAACUCACAGUGGAAUUGUAAGUAAUGUUAGUGUAUUAAUGUGGGGGGAGGGUGGGGGGCAGACGAGGGGCUUGUGGGUCUGUGGGCAAAAAUACCUGCUGAGUUGCACUAUGGCGUUUGUGCAAUUGCCUUGGCUGCCUAUGCAAAUCUAGCCUGAGUUGGGUACAUCAGACCCUCCCGUUAGCGCUCUGAUUUUACUUCGUUUUCUCGAGGUGUGAUUGUAAGGCUUGCUAAGUAGAAACUUCCCGGGAGUGUUUGUCAUCUGACGCCUCCAUUCUGUCAUUCUCAAUACGCGUUUUGAUUUUUGCUCAUUUUGGUUUAAUAAGAGAUCCCACAUGGCUCAUGGAUGAGCAUAAGUGCAAGCUUCUGGGCGUAGUUGCAAACAAACACUGCAUGCUACUGUAUAUUUUCAUAAUUGAAAAAAAGAUUGUGCAAUGUUGAUGGCACUUUGACCUGUUGCUGAAACACUGGGUCUUGGAAUGGAACAAACUCAGCAAUCGAAAACACUCUGUGUCUACGUGAGACGUCAUGAAAAUGAAGAAAAAGGCAAUUCCUCAAAUUGUACCCACAGAUAAUUCGGUAUUGAUUUUUUUUUUAAAGAGAUUUAUGAUUUGUUCUUACAAAGCAAAACAAAAAGCCAUGUUUAUUGGUUCGCUUUAGUUGCCAUAAAUUGCCCGUUGCAGAGUCUGGUCCACCUCCACCCAUUUAUUUUCAUGGGGUGGUCGCACACAAAGCUGUAACAGCAAAGCAGAAGGCUGUUUGGUUACACACCUGUAACACGACUUGCAGAAUUGCUGUGUGGCUCAAACACAGACAAAAAGGGACGUGAGAAUUUUCCUGGGUUAAGUAGCACUCGCUUUGUUUACGUGUUCGGUAUAAUGUUGGGUGACUAAAGGGAGGUUCCCUUUUUCAAGUGUUUGAAUUGUGCUUCGGAGACUUAGUGGCCACUGUGCAAAUUGUGCUGUAAUAUCGUACCAAGGAUCAGUGAAAGUGUUUUAUCUUUUUUAAUGUUGUUUGUAUUUGACCGGGUUUUAUAAAUGUAAGAAAACAGAGUGCUGUAUUUUGAUCUGAAAUUUGCGUAUGGUAAAGUAACUUUGCUUUAUGUAUUGGAGGUUUGUUCAGAACUUGAAUUAUUUUAUAGAAGGGUACAGACCAAAAUUAAUUGUCUUAAAGGUGUUUAAUAAACUAACCAAAUAAAACACUGAUGGUUUGAAAACUUG